Zerene cesonia (dogface butterfly) is the source of this 680-nucleotide messenger RNA. Its product is annotated as NADH dehydrogenase [ubiquinone] 1 alpha subcomplex subunit 8-like. NCBI's taxonomy places the organism in Eukaryota, Metazoa, Arthropoda, Insecta, Lepidoptera, Pieridae. The record is from RefSeq and is a predicted model, not a curated record. The coding region runs from base 1 to 540 and encodes 179 amino acids. Gene Ontology annotation, biological process: mitochondrial electron transport, NADH to ubiquinone. The transcript has a single exon.
AUGGUUAUAACAAAAGAUAUACAAUUACCUGAAUAUAAAACCCUCACUGUUCCAGAGGUGAAUUUAUCGACAUCAACAUUAAUGGCUGCAGCUCCAUAUCUUGGCAAAGACUGCGAAUCAAUCAACAACGAGUUUAUGCUAUGUCGGCUUGAGUCUCGUGAUCCUAGAGUUUGUGUAGAUCUAGGCAAACUGGUGACUUCAUGUACACUACAAUUCUUUAAAAAAGUUAAGAAUAAUUGUAAACACGAAUUUAACCAAUAUGCUCAUUGUAUUGAUAAAAGUUCUGGGGAUUUUUCGUUUUCGGUUUGUCGCAAAACGCAAACAGUAUUUGACAAAUGCAUGGAUGAGAAGUUAUGUAUGAAAAGGCCUGAUUUUGGGUACUUCUGUCGUGCUCGGGUGCAUAAGAGCCGUGUUGCCCCGCCACCACCGGAGCCCUGUCCUUGCCACUCGAAGGUGCCGGAUCCUACACCGUCUCUGCCUGACUGCAAGCCACGACCCCCACCCCGCUUCGGAUCGCGUCACUUUUGGAUGACCGAGUAGAGAGAUCAUCUCCAUUUAAUAAUUCAUUCAUUUAUGAUAUGUAAUUAGUUGCUUAUUAUUGAAAAAUGUGUUUUUGUUUGGAGUUGUAAAUUUUUAACUUUAUUUUACUAUUCAAGAUUCUAAACAACGAAAGAGCACAA